Molecule: messenger RNA, 2193 nt
Organism: Neurospora hispaniola
Lineage: Eukaryota; Fungi; Ascomycota; Sordariomycetes; Sordariales; Sordariaceae
Exons: 1
Coding region: 1-2193 (730 amino acids)
Source: RefSeq, a predicted model, not a curated record
AUGGAGUCUCAGACAGACCUCGAGCAAUGGUCGGCGAAGUUGGAAGGGAUCAGCUUCGGCCCUAACCCACACUUCGCAACAGUUCAGUGUUUGCCCUCCCUCUGUACAACCAGACGCAUCUUGACGGAGUUAGCCCGGCUCAGCAAAAGCGCCGCCCGCGAGCAUCGACCUCGCGUCGAGGACACGUUGUUCAUAUAUGUCGCACCGGAUCGGAGGACCGCCCAGUUCCUCAAGCACGAGGACUGUAACUGCGACGCCGAGUGGGGCAUUCUUUCUGCCCAGGAAGUGUGUCAAAAGCUCAAGUGCGGAGACCAGUGGAAGCCUGAGUCUGGCGGGACGUAUCGGUCCAUCACCGUCAUCUUUGAUGCUGCUUACAUUUCGACGACACCGCACAUGAUUGCUGCCUCAGCUGGCCUUCUCCGCUUCAUGGCUCAAAGCUUCAGCGCCAAACUUCUGUCAUGCUGCACUGCCGUAGCGCUGACCGACGGCCAGCGUCCAUUUUUUCCUACAGACGAGGAGCUGAUUGAGGCAUUUGGCGUUCAUGCUACAGUCACGUAUCACAAACUGAUUCAGAACCAGCCCACAGUUUUGCGUUCUCCCUUGAACAAAGUCAGAGGAAACGCAGAAAUCAUUUUACGACACGUGCUCCUCCACGACGACGAUGUCGAUUUGGCGCUGACACAGAAACCAAGACUCUCGACACAGCGCAAGACAAUUGUCUGCCUGGCUGACUCUGAUACAGCAGACACAAUUGCAAACGCAAUGUACAACGAUAAUGACGUUUUGCGAGUCCGACAAUACGCCACCAAACAGAUGCGUGGCUACAGCCUCAGAAUAUGCAUCGUCACUCAAGAAAAUCUUGAACGUCAUCUACGGGCAUGUUUUGUUUACACCGACAAUACUCCGGAAAACGAACGUCAUGCCAUUCUGUUUAUCGAUCCAGAUAUUCGUUUUGUCCUGCCGUUCCCGGCUACCAUUGCCAAGCAUUUCGCCGUUUUGCGCAACAAUCUGCACGUGUUUGACCGCGAGGUGCAACAGGUUACGAGAAAACUCGUCGGAGUCUCUCAAGUAGAGCUGAACUUGGCUGCAACAUUCGGGCUGGUUAUCAAUACACCCAACAGCCGCAGCGUAACGAUUCUUGAUGAAGAUGCUUCAUUCGCCAAUAUUCCAGAAUCGCCGCUAUCGGUCUCUUCAGCUUGGGCGCGAGACCCAAUGACUACCCUCUUUUUGCUUGUUUCCGUUGACCCUACAAGGCCCGUCGAGCAAUAUCUGACAGUUGUGGCGCAACAGGCAUGCGCAGAUCCCCAGCUUACACGGGAAUUGCUUAUGCGGCUCGUCCACCGCCGAUUGAUUACCCACCGCAAGCUUGGAUUUGGCCAAGAGGUUGCCUACGAUCUGACCGAACUGGGGCGUGGAGUGCUUCAAUUCCUUCAUGGCUCCAGCACACUAAUGUCGCUCGCAGAUGCCAUGUAUCUAUAUCACACAUCAGCCAUGCAGUCGGUUGCGGUCAAGAGCACGCUUGCCGUUAUGCGCUGCGUCUUGAGACUCGACCUCAGCAGGUUUCUGGGUGGUCCCGGUAACACCCUGAAAAGUUUCCUGGUCCACCCAUUGUUGGCCGAACCAUGGAAAUCCAUGUGCUACAAAGGCCCUUUGUGGGCCGCACUUGGUCUUCUUGUUCUGGCUUUGGGAAGAGGAGCCAACCCCACGACUGACUGCCUCAUACCCGAGUUGGGAGGUUUCAAGAUCAGAUCCACCUAUGUUCGCGCCUUCACAAUGGCCUUGCGAUCCACUUGCGAGACCGUAGGUCUUCCAGAUAUAUAUGUCAGCUCGUGGGUCAACUCAAACUUGACUCCAGCCGAUAUAAGGGCGGUAGAGAAGGUGCUGGUCGCUUCGGAAAUCGACUGCGUUGCGGUAGCCCAGGAUCUGUCCCAGGCCGGCCCAGUCAUUGAAGCAUAUGACUUGGUUGCUCCAGUUCGUUUGCACCUCGGCUCGUACGAUACUACGUGGUUCAAGCCUUUUCCAAAUCAGCCACCCAAAGUUGAUCAGCGCUACACGACCUUCUUCGUCCAUCUGCCAUAUCGGCUUCAACAGAGCGACAUUCCGUGUCGUCCCAAAGGCAAGCUGGCCACGCUGGUUUCUUCGAGCGUCGUCCAUGAGGUACUAUCGGAGCAGGAGGGCAAGGAGGCGGAGUAG